Sphenostylis stenocarpa is the source of this 972-nucleotide messenger RNA. Lineage: Eukaryota; Viridiplantae; Streptophyta; Magnoliopsida; Fabales; Fabaceae. The record is from the annotation of a GenBank genome assembly.
AUGUGUAGCAUGAAAGUGUCUUCUUUUAUGCUAUGCUUAUCGCUAGCAUUCCUGCUUGGUGCCACAGCAGAACAGUGUGGUCAACAAGCUGGUGGAGCACUGUGCCCAAAUGGGUUAUGUUGCAGCAAGUUUGGGUGGUGUGGUAGCACUGAUCCCUACUGUGGAGAAGGUUGUCAGAGCCAAUGUAAAUCUGGCCCCACACCUACACCUACACCUUCAACCCCAACACCAACACCUAGUGGUGGUGAUAUUACCAGACUCAUUAGCUCUUCUCUCUUCGAUCAAAUGCUUAAAUACCGAAAUGAUGGACGCUGUCCUGGAAAUGGAUUCUACAAAUAUGAUGCUUUCAUUGCUGCUUCUCGCUCUUUCCCUGCCUUUGGCACAACUGGUGAUGACAACACUCGCAAGAAGGAAAUUGCUGCUUUUUUGGCUCAAACUUCUCAUGAAACCACAGGAGGGUGGGCAAGUGCACCAGAUGGUCCAUACGCGUGGGGAUAUUGCUUCAUCAAUGAACGAAACCAGGAAGUUUAUUGUGAUGGUGGGAAUUGGCCAUGUGCUUCUGGUAAAAAAUAUUAUGGACGGGGACCAAUCCAACUCACACACAACUACAACUAUGGACAAGCUGGUCAAGCACUUAAGCUAGAUUUGAUAAACAAUCCGGACCUAGUGGCCACAGAUGCAACAGUGUCUUUCAAAACAGCCAUAUGGUUUUGGAUGACUGCACAAGGAAGCAAGCCAUCAAGCCAUGAUGUGAUCACUGGAAGAUGGACACCAUCUAGUGCUGACACAGCUGCGGGUCGGGUUCCUGGGUACGGUGUGAUCACCAAUAUAAUCAAUGGCGGACUUGAAUGCGGGCACGGGCAGGAUAGUCGGGUCGAAGAUCGGAUCGGGUUCUACCGAAGGUACUGUCAAAUGAUGGGAAUAAACCCUGGUGGCAACUUGGACUGUAACAAUCAAAGGCCGUUUGCCUAA